Messenger RNA from Frankliniella occidentalis (western flower thrips), 381 nucleotides. RefSeq lists its product as uncharacterized. Gene Ontology annotation, cellular component: membrane. Gene Ontology annotation, biological process: sensory perception of taste. The coding region runs from base 20 to 328 and encodes 102 amino acids. Lineage: Eukaryota; Metazoa; Arthropoda; Insecta; Thysanoptera; Thripidae. The record is from RefSeq and is a predicted model, not a curated record. The transcript is spliced from 4 exons.
GGCGGGUGUCGCGCAAGUCAUGUGGAUACUAUUGCUGGCAUUGGAGCUGUUCGAGCUGAGCGAUAGGGCGCACGAGGCGGUGACUGCGAUGCACGGCCCUGUGGUGUCUGCCCUGGAUAAGCUGUCGCUGGACGCGCAUGACCAGCGUUUCUACCGAGCGGUGACGCUCUUCUACAAGUCUGUGAGUUACCGGCCAGCUCUCUUGUCGCUGAGCGGGUUCACCAGCAUCGACCGACCUCUCUUCGGCUCCAUCGUCUCCCUAUCAGUCACGUAUCUCGUCAUCAUGGUGCAGUUUCGAUCGGACACGUCUCAUCCUUCUUCUUCUUAAUGCCGUGGUUGUGGAUUUUAUUUUUUAUCCUUCUCGCCUUCGUCCAGGAAGAG